AUGAACGGCCCUAUGCGCAAGAAACCCAUCAACCUCCUCCGAGGCUGGCCCUCCCCCUCUCUCCUCCCAGCAGCGGCCCUGUCCGCUGCCGCCGUCAAGACACUCGCCGAUCCCGCCACCUAUAUCCCGGGGCUCCAGUAUGGUCCGGACCCGGGCUACCAGCCCCUCCGCGAGUCCCUCGCCCACUGGCUUUCAGCGUUCUACCCCGCGGCCGACCCCGCACCUUCGUUAGCCACCGGCACCGCCGCCUCGGAAUCCGACAACAAUGGUCGCCACCACCCGCCCGACGCCCGUCGCAUCUGCGUCACGGGAGGUGCAAGCCAGAAUCUCGCGUGCAUCCUGCAGUCCUUUACCGAUCCGCUGUAUACGAAGAACGUAUGGAUGGUCGCACCGUGCUACUUCCUUGCCUGUCCCAUCUUUGCCGACGCCGGGUUUGACGGACGCCUCAAGUCGGUUCCUGAGGACGAUGACGGGAUCGAUAUUGAAUAUCUGAGGAAGGGACUCGAAGCCGCAGGGAAAGGAGGCGACGAGCGCUUCAAACAAGCGAAGAAGAGGAAGCUCUACCGCCACGUCAUUUAUCUCGUCCCAACAUGCUCCAACCCAACCGGAAAAACAAUGUCUCUCACCCGUCGCUACGAGCUCGUCGCCCUCGCUCGCCAGCACGACGCUCUCAUCAUCAGCGACGACGUCUACGACUUCCUCCAAUGGCCCGUGACCUCCUACGACACCGCCCCAGGCCCUUACACCCCGGAGAUGCGCCUGCCACGCCUCGUGGAUAUCGACCGCGCCAUGGGCGUCCCGGACGCCUCCUUUGGCAACGCGGUCUCCAACGGCUCCUUCAGCAAGAUCGUCGGACCCGGCGUGCGAACGGGCUGGGCUGAGGGGAGUCCGGCCUUCGCAUACGGCCUGUCGCAGACGGGGUCGACGUGCAGCGGCGGCGCGCCAAGUCAGCUAUCUGCGAUGCUGGUCGCGGAGCUCCUCAUGAGCGGAGAGCUGCAGAGGCAUAUCGAAGAGGAAACAAGGCCUGCGCUGGCGAGGCGGCACCGGGCCUUGAUGGAUGCCAUUGCGAAGUAUAUCCAGCAGCCACUGGGCGACGGGGUCGUGGUUCGGGAGUCUGCUCUGAAUGGAGCCAGCGUGUAUGGCGGGUAUUUCGUAUGGUUCAGUUUGCCGGAAGGCAUGUCAAGCCGGGAGGCCGCAGUCAGGGCCAAGGAGACCGAGGAACUGGUCAUUGGCCACGGUGGUCAGUUUGAGGUCCACGGGGACGAGGAGUCUGCAAGGUUUGAUAGGGAGAUUCGGCUAUGUUUCUCAUGGGAGCCGGAGGAGGACGUCGUCGAGGGUGUGAAGAGACUCGGUGGUGUGUUGAGGGCGAUGAAAGAUGGCGUUCAGUGGAAGUUGACAAGCGGAAUUGAUGUCGAUAACGUAAAGUAG
Colletotrichum graminicola M1.001 is the source of this 1428-nucleotide messenger RNA. RefSeq names its product aminotransferase. The record is from RefSeq and is a predicted model, not a curated record. Gene Ontology annotation, molecular function: pyridoxal phosphate binding; L-2-aminoadipate:2-oxoglutarate transaminase activity. Lineage: Eukaryota; Fungi; Ascomycota; Sordariomycetes; Glomerellales; Glomerellaceae. The transcript has 2 exons. Gene Ontology annotation, biological process: biosynthetic process. Bases 1 to 1428 code for a protein of 475 amino acids.